UCUAUGUGUCAUAGACAAUAAAAUCCUUCAUCGACUUCUUUGGUUUAUAGCCACGAGGUUUUUAGAAAUAUUUCAAUUUAUUAGUGAAAUAAUAAAAAAACACCACAAUUUCGUCGAACAAAAUGCCACCCAGCAAUCCUUUGCCACCUAAAGAAAAUGCUCUUUUUAAAAGAAUUUUGCGUUGCUACGAACAUAAACAAUACAAAAAUGGGUUGAAAUUCGCCAAGCAGAUUCUAUCCAACCCUAAAUAUGCAGAGCAUGGAGAAACUUUGGCAAUGAAAGGAUUGACAUUAAAUUGUCUGGGUCGUAAAGAAGAAGCAUAUGAAUAUGUUCGCCGUGGCCUCCGCAAUGACCUGAAGUCCCCAGUUUGUUGGCAUGUUUACGGUUUGCUCCAACGCUCUGAUAAGAAGUAUGAUGAGGCCAUUAAGUGCUACCGUAAUGCCCUCAAGUGGGAAAAGGAGAAUAUUCAAAUUUUGAGAGAUCUGUCUUUACUUCAAAUUCAGAUGAGGGAUUUGGAAGGUUACAAAGAUACCCGAUACCAGCUUUUCAUGCUAAGACCAACACAAAGAGCAUCAUGGAUCGGUUUUGCCAUGAGUUAUCACCUCCUAGGUGACUAUGAGAUGGCGAACAGCAUCUUAGAUGCAUUCCGCACUCAUCAGAUGAAAGGCCCGUAUGACUAUGAACAUUCAGAGCUGCUUUUAUACCAGAACAUGGUUUUAGCAGAAUCGGGACAGUAUGACAGAGCUCUACAACAUUUACAUAAGUUCCAAAGCCAAAUUCUUGAUAAGUUAUCUGUGAAAGAGACCUCUGGUGAAUAUUAUUUAAAAUUGAAGAGGUUCAAAGAAGCGGAGGUGGUGUAUGAGGAUUUGUUGAAGAGAAAUCCUGAGAAUGUGAUGUAUUAUGAAAAACUUAUAGAAGCUAAACAACUUAGUGAUCCUGAUGAAAAAGUGGCCUUUUACGAUGUAUAUAAGAAAGAGUAUCCCAAAGCAAUAGCGCCGCGUCGGCUGCAGCUGACGGAGGCGCAGUCGCAGCCCGUGUUCGAGCGGCUGGUCGACGAGUACCUGAGGCACGGCCUGCACAAAGGCAUACCUCCGCUAUUUGUCGAUAUAAGAUCUUUAUACGAGGAUCAAAGUAAAUCGGACACAAUAGAGAAAUUAGUGUUACAAUACAUAGAGAAUCUUACAAAGACUGGUACGUUUGGCCCGGAGCCGAGCGAAGUAAAGCAGCCGGCUAGCGCGCUUCUCUGGGCGUAUUACUAUGCGGCGCAGCACUUCGACUACAAGAAGGACACGGACAGAGCGCUACACUAUAUCGACGCAGCGAUAGAACACACACCUACUUUAAUAGAACUAUUUAUUGUCAAGGGACGGAUAUACAAGCACGCCGGCGACCCGGUGUCGGCGUACCAGUGGGUGGAGGAGGCGCAGGCGAUGGACACGGCGGACCGCUACGUCAACAGCAAGUGCGCGCGCUACAUGCUGCGCGCCGGACACGUCAAGCGCGCCGAGGACAUGUGCGCCAAGUUCACCAGGGAAGGAGUACCCGCGACAGAGAAUCUGAACGAAAUGCAGUGCAUGUGGUUCCAGACGGAGGCGGCGGCGGCGUACCAGCGUCUACAGCAGUGGGGCGAGGCGUUGAAGAAAGCGCACGAAGUCGAUAGGCAUUUCUCCGAAAUAAUGGAGGACCAGUUCGACUUCCACUCGUACUGCAUGCGCAAGAUGACGCUGCGGUCGUACGUGGGGCUGCUGCGGCUGGAGGACGUGCUGCGCUCGCACCCGUUCUACUUCCGCUGCGCGCGCGCCGCCAUCAGCGUGUACCUGCGCCUGCACACGCGCCCGCUGCAGGACGCGCCGCAGACGGCCGAGCCCGACACAGAAAACUUGGCGCCGUCGGAGUUAAAAAAGCUUAGAAACAAACAGAGGAAAGCCAAGCGCAAAGCGGAACAGGAGAGUGCACUCGCCGCACAAGUUCAGGUAAAACGGGAGCAGCAUCACAAAGCACGCCAGCAGCAGGAGCAGGGCGACCCCGAGGCGCCGCAGCUCGACGAGCUCGUGCCAGACAAAUUAGCCAGGGCAGAGGAUCCCUUAGAGCAAGCCCUCAAGUUCCUACAACCACUGCGGACGCUCGCAGCGGACAGAAUAGACACACAUUUAAUGGCCUUCGAAAUAUACUAUAGAAAAGAAAAGCCCCUGCUGAUGCUGCAGAGUAUAAAGCGCGCGUGGCGGCUGGACAGCGGCCACCACCACCUGCACGAGUGCCUGGUGCGGUUCCAGAGGUGGUUGGACGAGUCGCUUGCGUCCUUACAUCCUGACGUUGCCACCGUACUCACCACAGAGACGCAACCGAUGGUGGCGGGUCGGUCGUGCGUGCAGAUGGCGGAGCAGUGGGUCUCGGGAGCCGCGCGCACCUCGCAAGCCGCCGCGCUGUGCGGCGCGCGCGCGCUGCUGCACGUGCUGCCCGCGCGCCGCCCGCAGGCGCUCGCGCUCGCCACCGCGCUGCACUACCCCGACCUCUCCAUACAGGGAUGCGUAGAAGUAUUGGACAGUCUUCGCGACGGCGACUUCGGUCCGUGCGAGACAGAGAUCUCGUCGUACAUGGAAGCGUGCAGCGCGAAGUUCCCGUACGCGCUGGCGUUCAAGCCGCCUGCGCCCGCGCCGGCCGCGGAGGAGGACGGCGCCGACGACGCGCCGCCCGCCAAGGACCCCGUCGCCAACUAGCCGCCCUCACCACCACAUCUCCACACCACCACCGCAGAGUUGGCAUCGGACGAAAUUAACCAAACGAACGCUCGUACGCACGAUCUGUCCACCGAUGUACCAAUGCUCAUACUUCUCUCGCACGGCUGCUUUUUAACAAUAUAAUAUUACGUUUCUAGCAUUUGUGGCAAUUUUUUAACCCAAAGCCUCAAACCUCGUUGACAUGAAUGAUGUCAAAAUGACCGUUUUUAUAACGUCGGAUUUCGUUGACUUUGUGUGACUAUCCAUAGUGUAUUAUUAAAAAGUGGCAGUGUAUCCAUAAAUUGUUUGUUCUCAUAUGAUCUAAAACGUGUUAAGUAAGUACUGUUUUUAAACAUAUCUCUGAUGUUCAGGAAAAAUGUUCAAUGAAAUGUUAGAUAGUUUUAAGACUGCCGUAUUCGAUGGAUCGUGUUUCUUCUAAAUGUAAGUACGUUAUUUCUUCGAUCUCAAUUCUGUUUGUGAGACGGACCUCGAUGUGUGAGUAGUCUAAUACUUUUCCGAUUCCUGUGUGAAUUGAACAAAAACAAAUUUUUGUGCCGGUCUCGACUGAACCUAAAGUAAGGUACUUUCUUAAUUGUAUGGGUUUACACGUGAUCUAAGAUACUGAUUAUUACUAACAGAAAAAAAAUUACAAUGAUUUUUUUAUCGUGGCACGAUACGCUAAACUGUUAGUUUAAUACCGCCUAUUCGUUCAACACACAUUCAACCAUUAUCAUUAUAAAUUUUAAACUAUUCUAUAGCAUGACAAGGCGGUAAGUCGAUAUAUUUGAAUCAUGUCUAAUUUAAUUUAAAAAUACACGAAGUGGUAUUUAGCUAUGAGCUCACAUAUCGAGGUUAAGUGAAGUUAAUGAUGCAAUUUUAAUACUGGAACGUUUCUCAACCACGAUAUAAAACCUAUUUAUAAUAAAAUUUUACAUUAUCUACUAAUAUUAUGUAUGCUGGAUCCGAUCGUUUGGAGUCUGUCAUAUUAGAGGGGGUAAUUCUCAUAAAGAGGACAUAUCUGUCAGUAUAUUUUAUUGAAAUGCCAAGUGUCGUGAAAAAUAGUCUUUCCAUAUUGUAAUGAUUUCUUAUGUUUACGCGAAUGUUAGAUAUUAAAAUAAAACUUUUUUUACUGAUUUUAUGGCGGUUUUUUAUAUUAUAAUUUUCGCCUUAGAAUUGGACUUUGCAGCCUUCGUAGUCACGGGGCGGACUCACGAAGGCUGCAAAGUCUUCGAAACGUUGGCAGAAAAUUAUAGUAUAAAAAACCGCGGUAAAAUCAGCAAAAUAGUUUUAUUUUAAUUUCCAUAUUGUGUUCCGUAUUUCGUUUGGGUUAUUUAUCUGUUCCUAGUGCGGAACAUGCUGCUAAGUGGUCACUCUCGUAUUUCUAUAUAAUAUUAUGUCGUUACUAUUCAUGUAUGAAGAUUUUUUUUCUCCAUGACUGCCGACAUAUUUGUCCGUUUGUUGUGAAUAACCCUUGGAAGAAUGUCACAAAGACUAUGGUGUGGUUUUUGAGGGUUUGCAUCGGUUUUUGUUUUUAUAUCGAAAUGAGAUCAUUGAGCUGUACUGGUAAAAAAAAAUUUACAAUGAAAGAGAUCGCUAUGCAUUGCGUAGUAUAUAGUUGUACGUUUCAUUUAUGUACGUACUUUUAAUUACUCUUCACAAUAUAACAGGAAACGAUAUUUAUUAAUCCAUUCAGCAGCUCAUAAAUCCGUUGGAACGCCAGCGUUCUUAAAUAGACAUCAUCAAGCAUGUUCCUUUUCGUUUAGAUAUUAAGGUUUUCUUUGCUAUGAUCGUCUAAAAUUUGCGUACGCUUAACUGUUAUUGCUUUCUUUACUCAUGUACGUGUUUACUUGUUAUUAUAAACUAACCUGACGUAUAUCACGGCCGUAUAUAUUUUGAAAGACAGUGCUGUGUUCGAGACCGCAUCGGCACACAACGGGCGGUGUUAACAAAUCAAUCCCACUUUUGAACAAAAAUUUAAGUAAAUAUUUAAUGUGUUGAACUCAAAAAACGAGGGUUAAGCUGUUAUUUAAUAGUUUUCAGCUGGAUCGGCGCUGUUAAAAAAAGUCAGAUGUCAAAAUCUGUCUUAUAUUGUGACUUAUAAUGUCAUGUGAGGUGAUGUUAAUGAGUUAUUAAUAGCGACAUCUUGAGAUGCCGAACUUAGUUUGACAGCUUCUCAUCUGAUAUCACAUUUGAGAGCGAAACUGGUUUGCAUUUAUUAAUACGGCACUACAUUUGACCACACCGAUGGACAUAACUUCUGUAAUGUCAUUAUCAACUUCAAGGUGACAAUUAUAAAACUUUCAUUGUUCGAUAUAGCUGAGACUAGUCCCGACACAGACUAAAGCUUAAGCAUCGUGUCAUAUUGUACUAUUGACGGUUUCUCCUUAACGUGGGUUGGGCCUAAAAUAGUAGUUUAAAAAAAAUGGCAUGUGAUCUGUUUAAAAACUGUUUUGAAUGUUGAACGCAAUAGGUUCGCCAAAGAAGUUAGGGACCGGUACUUGAGUGUUGGUACUUGCGUCCGUUCUGUGAUCCACGAGAAAUGGCGCGUCGGUCUCGACGCGUCCUCUGCAGCAAUUUGUACAAUAAAGUCUUCAUUAAUAAAACUAGUGUAAAUUUCAAUAUAAUUAUAAUAAGUGAUUUGGUCUAAAAAUCUAUGUAAUCUCUUAAUUUCUAUGCGAAGUUGACAACGUGCAACGUCCAAGUGUUCAAUAAUCAAAUUGUAAUAUUAGGAUCGAUUCAAUAACGACUGGUUUUGAUGUGUAUAAAAGUUUGCGGCAAAGUAGAACCUCCACGCGGUACUGAUUGCUGUUUACUGAAUUGACGCUUUGUAAAUAAUUCUUAUUUUUAAGUUUGUAUUGUACAAUAUGGUUAGAAUUCUAAAGUGUUUGUCGACUUGAUAUUCGAUGACUGUGCGGGGCGCUAGCGUGUUUGAUUGAUAAAAUAUGGACUCAAAUGUAACGGAUUAGUUUUUCAUUUUUGUAGAUAUGUGUAAAGUUUGGACAAUAAUUGUAAUUAUUAUACUCCAAAUUGUAUGAAAUGGCAUCGUUUGCGAUCGGUGAGCAGCUGCCGGGCACGACGGGGGUGUGUGCCUUCUAUUUAUCACAAUUAAAUGGUGGCAUUCAUUUAUAUUCUAUUGAGUUUUUGUUUUCUUUCUACUGAAAACAGUGUACUUUUUUAUAUCUAGGUAUGUUUCCAUGAUACAUACACCUUGAUGUUCCUCCUAACAUGAAAACAACAAAAAAAAUAUGUCUGACUUAACUAAUUUCAACAUUGAUUAUUUUUAUUGUAAAAUAACACUGUUUUCAACAUAGAACAUUCACAAUGUCAGAUUCUGAUGUUGAGCAAAUAGCUCCAUAGUUUUAGAUCGUGUUUACUUUUUGCCACAGUCCAGUCGUUUAUAUUGAAAAUUAGGAGUAAAACUUCAGUAUUGACCUAUAAAAUUGAAAUGUUUAUUUCUGAAGAAAACCCCCAAAAUUAUCACACAAUUGUUCAACUAGUUAAAAGCCAUGUUGAUUUUAUGGUAUUUGUGUUGAGUGAUCGGAGUAUUUGUACCCGUUCCACCUUGUACAUAAAGUAAUAAAAUUUUAUUUUACAAAAAUUCA
Molecule: messenger RNA, 6319 nt
Organism: Manduca sexta (tobacco hornworm)
Lineage: Eukaryota; Metazoa; Arthropoda; Insecta; Lepidoptera; Sphingidae
Gene: Naa15-16
Product: N-alpha-acetyltransferase 15, NatA auxiliary subunit
Exons: 16
Coding region: 123-2717 (864 amino acids)
Biological process (GO): N-terminal peptidyl-methionine acetylation
Cellular component (GO): cytoplasm; NatA complex
Molecular function (GO): protein-N-terminal amino-acid acetyltransferase activity; protein binding
Source: RefSeq, a predicted model, not a curated record